Molecule: messenger RNA, 3672 nt
Organism: Symphalangus syndactylus (siamang)
Lineage: Eukaryota; Metazoa; Chordata; Mammalia; Primates; Hylobatidae
Product: serine/threonine-protein kinase N2-like
Biological process (GO): protein phosphorylation; signal transduction
Molecular function (GO): small GTPase binding; ATP binding; protein serine/threonine kinase activity
Source: RefSeq, a predicted model, not a curated record
AAUCAUUUUAAUUGUUUUUAAUGGAAAUGAGUCAAACUGUAUAUAUAACCCACCCUUAUUUUUUAAAAAUUCACAAGAACAAUGAGAAGAUAAUAUAACAUGAACAUAGGUGCUGCUGCUACAGAAAAUUACAGAAACCCACUAGAGUGAGCAAUGGAUGGAGCUGAGGCAGAGCCACAGCUGCCUUUCUCAGGAUGUCAGCUGUUGCUAGGGAGACCAGCUGAAUAGAGGGCAAUUACCUAAGGAAGACUCUGAGGAGAACUUUGAUAAACUGGUCAGCAGGUUAUAAGAACACAUGCAUCUUGUUUUAUGAUUGACAAGUGUUUCUGUAAUAUCUGCAAGACCAGCCUCUAAGUAAGCGUGGUUUACUAUUUUAUUCAGCAAUAAUUUAAUGUGUCCACACCAUUCCUGGCUCUAGAUGCUUAGUGAAUGUUCGAUGAAUUCUCUGAAUUUGCAGAGACAUGAAAAAAGGCAUCCAAGUGGGCAGCCUUGAUUAACUGGUCAUCCAUGUCAUUGACUCCAAGUUUUAAAAAAAAUGCAAUAGGCGGCCACAAUGGUCAGAACACAGAAGCUUGAGGCAGAUUCUAGUGUCACCCAGAGCGACUAGACCAACAUUCCGGUGUGGGCAGUGGUGGCGGCCGGCAGGCAGUGAGAGGAAGCCCGCUACAAGUGCCCUCGUUCCCCGCCUCUCUCGAUGAACCGGAGGGAAUAAGCCGCACCUCCCGCAGGGGCUGCGCCUCCAUGAAUCCCUAGUUGUUUUUUUUUGCUUUCUCUCCCCUCUCCUCACCCCCACUCUGAGCUCCGUCCCGCCUUCUCCCUUCGCCAGUGGCGGCCGAAUCCAUGUGCGGAGUCCAUACCAGCGCAAUGGCGUCCAACCCCCAACGGGGGGAGAUUCUGCUCAGGGAACUGCAGGGCGAUUCCCGAAGUCUUCCGUUUUCUGAGAAUGUGAGUGCUGUUCAAAAAUUAGACUUUUCAGAUACAAUGGUGCAGCAGAAAUUGGAUGAUAUCAAGGAUCGAAUUAAGAGAGAAAUAAGGAAAGAACUGAAAAUCAAAGAGGGAGCUGAAAAUCUGAGGAAAGUCACAAGAGAUAAAAAAAGUUUGUCUUAUGUAGACAACAUUUUGAAAAAAUCAAAUAAAAAAUUAGAAGAACUACAUCACAAGCUGCAGGAAUUAAAUGCACAUAUUGUUGUGUCAGAUCCAGAAGAUAUUACAGAUUGCCCAAGGACUCCAGAUAUUCCAAAUAGGGACCCUCGUUGUUCUACUAGCAACAAUAGAUUGAAGGCUCCCUUCGUCAGCGGCGGCCGCGUCCAGGUGCGGAGUCCAUACCGGAGUGCAAUGGCGUCCAACCCCCAACGGGGGGAGAUUCUGCUCACGGAACUGCAGGGGGAUUCCCGAAGUCUUCCGUUUUCUGAGAAUGUGAGUGCUGUUCAAAAAUUAGACUUUUCAGAUACGAUGGUGCAGCAGAAAUUGGAUGAUAUCAAGGAUCGAAUUAAGAGAGAAAUAAGGAAAGAACUGAAAAUCAAAGAGGGAGCUGAAAAUCUGAGGAAAGUCACAAGAGAUAAAAAAAGUUUGUCUUAUGUAGACAACAUUUUGAAAAAAUCAAAUAAAAAAUUAGAAGAACUACAUCACAAGCUGCAGGAAUUAAAUGCACAUAUUGUUGUAUCAGAUCCAGAAGAUAUUACAGAUUGCCCAAGGACUCCAGAUAUUCCAAAUAGUGACCCUCGUUGUUCUACUAGCAACAAUAGAUUGAAGGCUCCCUUCGUCAGCGGCGGCCGCGUCCAGGUGCGGAGUCCAUACCGGAGUGCAAUGGCGUCCAACCCCCAACGGGGGGAGAUUCUGCUCAGGGAACUGCAGGGGGAUUCCCGAAGUCUUCCGUUUUCUGAGAAUGUGAGUGCUGUUCAAAAAUUAGACUUUUCAGAUACAAUGGUGCAGCAGAAAUUGGAUGAUAUCAAGGAUCUAAUUAAGAGAGAAAUAAGGAAAGAACUGAAAAUCAAAGAGGGAGCAGAAAAUCUGAGGAAAGUCACAAGGGAUAAAAAAAGUUUGUCUUAUGUAGACAACAUUUUGAAAAAAUCAAAUAAAAAAUUAGAAGAACUACAUCACAAGCUGCAGGAAUUAAAUGCACAUAUUGUUGUAUCAGAUCCAGAAGAUAUUACAGAUUGCCCAACGACUCGCAGAUUGCAGCAAAGGUUUCAGUUUAAUCUGCAAGACUUCAGGUGUUGUGCUGUCUUGGGAAGAGGACAGUUUGGAAAGGUGCUUUUAGCUGAAUAUAAACACACAAAUGAGAUGUUUGCUAUAAAAGCCCUAAAGAAAGGAGAUAUUGUGGCUCGACAUGAAGUAGACAUCCUGAUGUGUGAAAAAAGAAUUUUUGAAACUGUGAGUAGUGUAAGGCAUCCCUUUUUGACGAACCUUUUUGCAUGUUUCCAAACCAAAGAGCAUGUUUGCUUUGUAAUGGAAUAUGCUGCCGGUGGGGACCUAAGGAUGCACAUUAAUACUGGUGUCUUUUCUGAACCAACAGCUGUAUUUUAUGCUGCUUGUGUAGUUCUUGGGUUGCAGUAUUUACAUGAACACAAAAUUGCUCAUAGAGAUUUGAAAUUGGAAAACUUAUUGCUAGAUACAGAGGGCUUUGUGAAAAUUGCUGAUUUUGGUCUUUGCAAAGAAGGAAUGGGAUACAGAGAUAGAACAAGCACAUUUUGUGGCACUCCUCUAUAUCUUGCCCCAGAAGUAUUAACAGAAAUUUCUUAUACAAGGGCUGUAGAUUGGUGGGGCCUUGGCGUGCUUAUAUAUCAAAUGCUUGUUGGUGACUAUCCCUUUCUUGGUGAUGACGAAGAGAAACUUUUUGACAGUAUUGUAAAUCAUGAAGUAAACUAUCCAAGGUUCUUAUCUACAGAAGCCAUUUCUAUAAUGAGAAGGCUGUUAAGAAGAAAGCCUGAGCGGCGCCUUGGGGCUAGCAAGAAAGAUGCAGAAGAUGUAAAAAAGCACCCAUUUUUCCGGCUAAUUGAUUGGAGCGCUCUGAUGGACAAAAAAGUAAAGCCACCAUUUAUACCUACCAUAAGAGGACAAGAAGCUGUUAGUAAUUUCCAUGAUGAAUUUACCUCAGAAGCACCUAUUCUGACUCCACCUCGAGAACGAAGGAUACUUUCGGAAGAGGAGCAGGAAAUGUUCAGAGAUUUUGACUACACUGCUGAUUGGUGUUAAGUUGCUAGACACUGCGAAACCAAGCUGACUGACUCACAAGAAGACCUCUUAAAAAUAGCAAGCCUUCAUUUGCUCUCUGUGCCACCAAUAGCUUGAGUUUUGUUUUGUUUUUUUUUAAUUGAAACACGUGAAGAUUUGUUUAAAAGUACCAUUCUAAUACUUCUUCAAAAGUGGCUUCUCAUUGUACUUCAGCGUAAAUAUGAGCACCGGGAACAUUUUCAUGGAGUUUAAGUUGAGUGAACAUCGGCCAUGAAAAUCCAUCACAAAUACUUUUGGAUCAAUAGUCUAUUUUAAAAAAGAAAGAAAAAAACCACUUGUUUGCAGUCCCUAGCUUUGCCAUAUGCCCGCCUUAAGUGGAAGGAAAAUUAAUCACUUAACUAUGUUUUACAAAAAGAAAAAAAGGGAGGGUGGAGCCAAGAUGGCCGAAUAGGAACAGCUCCGGUCUCCAGCUCCCAGCCCCAGCGACACAGAAGACGG